AUGUAAGUUUUGUGAUAAUAGCUUUUCUAUUUACAUUUGGUUUAUUGGUUGGAUUUGUUUUUAUUAAUUAUAGAGAAGAUUUUAGUAAUUAUGAUUAUUAGGAGUUAACAUAUUAAAUAUUUACAAGAUUCAAUAGCAUAGUUGCUAUAAUAUUUAGUCUAUUUGGUUGUUUCUUUAUCAAUUACUUUUUACAUGAUUUUAUAAAAUUGACUUAUUUUCCAAAUGCAUAUUAAUAGUUUGCAUUUUAAAAUAAAAGUGGUCAAGAGUGGGAAUAAAUAUCUAACAAAGAGAUUUUAUACUAAUGUGUUGAUCAACAUGUGUAAAUAUUAAUAAUUAAACAAUAGUAAUGUUUCAUCAAUUAUUCAAAAGGUGUUCAUAGAUUGUUCAGCUACUUCUCCUUAUAUUUAAGAAAUGUUAAACCCUGGGGAUACGAAAGUGACAGAAAUGAAAUUGAAACCUCUAACACUUGAAAUGAAAGAAUUAGUUUUAGAGUAAAAGUUCUUGGCUCAUAAAUUAAGUUAAUCAUUAAAACAUUUGAGAUUAUUCUUAUGCAUCUUGUUAUUAUACUAUAUUGCAUAUUGUUUGACAGAUUUCUUUUUGAAUGAUUAAAAAGUGUUUACAGGAGCAUACUAUUUGCUUGUGUUUGGAAUAAUGUUCAUUAUAAUACUAUUUUCUUGUAGUUAGAAAAUGGAAGAUUAAUAUUAUACAUAUUCACAUAUAAUUGUACUGAUAAUAUUUGCUAUAAAAGUGGCAAUAGAUUGGUUAUCAGAUGAAUUAACAAUAACAUUAUCUGCAACUAUAGUGAUAUUAUUUAGUACAUUUAAUUCAAUGAAUAUGAGUGUGAUACCAAUAAUUUUAUACAACAUAUGCUAUUUGAUUUAAUUGAUCGUAAGAAUAUUGAUAAUUGUUAUUUCAACAGAUUUGAGCACUUCAAAUGGAACCUAUACUUAGAGUAGAAUAUCUAUAUAUGCAGCUAGUACUCAAAUUUUAUUGGUUGUUAGUAUUACGAUAAGAUUUUUAUUCAGUUAUUAUAAAUCUAUAAAACAUAGAAGAAAUGAUUAUUUAGCAAAGUAUUCCAUAGAAUAAGAUAAUGUAGCAGCUUAGGAUAUAUUGAGUAUUUUAGUACCUCGAUUUGUAAGACAAUAAAUAUCUACAGGAAUAUAUUCAAUGUAAUAAGCUUAGGAUGAUGUUUCUAUUUUGUUUGCUUAUAUAUGUGAUUUUGAUACAAUAAUGAAAGAGGAAGGUAAAAAUGUAGUAUUAAUGUUGGAUUCAUUAUUUAGAUUAUAUGAUAAUUUAUGUAUUUAACAUGGAGUAUAAAAAAUUGAAACUGUUGGAUAUACUUAUAUGGCAGCAACAGGAAUUAAAGCAUGUGAAUAAAAUAUGACUGCUCAUGUUACAAGGAUAGAAAAAACUAUGAGAUUAGUUAAUAUGGCUUUUGAUAUGAUGUAAUAAGUAUAAGGAAGAAAAUAUGGAAAAGGUAAUUAAAUAGAAAUGAAAAUUGGAAUUCAUGUUGGACGUGUAAUUGCAGGUGUUAUUGGUCAUCAUAAACCUUAAUUUUCAUUGAUUGGAGAUCCUGUUAAUCAAACUAGUCGUGUUGGUUCUACAGGAGAUACUGGAGCAAUUACACUUAGUGAAUAAGCUUUUAAAUAGGCUAGACAUGGAAUCAAAUAUUAUCAAAAGAAAUAGAAGGAAGCUAAGGGUUUAGGAAUUAUAGAUACCUAUCAGGUUUUUAAAACUAAACCCCCAGGAUAUUAAAUACCAAAAGCAUUUCAAUUAUGGUAGAAUUGUACAAAGGUUGUUGUUAAAGAUUUGAGAUAACAUAGAAGCUCACGUUAAAUAUAACCGAAAAAGAAAGGCUAAUUCUUAACCUAACUUUAGCAUUCCAUUUAUCAAGAUAACAAUAUGAAAUAAUCCAAUAAACUUGAAAUCUCACCUAGAGGCCCUUAGACUAUUCAAUUUUUAUUACCUUAAGGCUCUGCUUAAGAAGAAAAUAGAUCUAGAUUAACUAUUCCAUAAUAAUAAUCAGAAUAAAAUAUAACUGAAGAAUCAGUUUUAAUAACUAAUGAACAAGAAGAAAAGGAACUUGAGUUAAUUAAACCAAAUGUUAUUUUAGAUAUACCAGAAAAUGAAAUAAAAUAAAAUUUCAAUUAAAUUCUUAAAGAGUAAAAUGUAGAUGAAUCUAGAGUGGGUAUGAUAUUUUUGUGGAUCACUUACUUCGUAAUUACACUAUUAUCAAUAAUCGUUCGUAAAUUAUUCGAAAAUGAUAUGUUGAUUUUUGUAUUGAGAGUAUAUAAUUUAAUUAUGAUUAGGCUAUCUUCCUAAUAGUAUCAUUUGUUCUAUUUCCUAUUCUAUCAAAAGCUUAUAGAAAUCGAGUAGUAAAUGCAAUGUAUUACAUUUUACUAAUAUAUGCAAUCUUCACAGUACUAUAUUAAGCAUAUUUAACGGAUAAUCAUGAAGUAGCUAUAAUUUGUCUAUUGGAAAUUUUAUACAUAAUGAUUGUGUCAUGUUAGAUGAAAAUGUUUUCAUUUUUGUAAGUUAUACUUUACAUGAUAAUAAUGUUAGGAUUAUUCUUAGGUUUUUAUAUUUCAACAGAUUUGAUUACACAUUAUGCAAUAUUUUAUAUAUGUUGUUGUAUGUUGAUACUAUUGUUAGGAUAUUAUCUUGCAAUGAGUGAAUAAAUUUAAAUGUUUAAUAACCUUUAAAUCAAUGAAGAAAAGAAAGUGAAAUAAAUAAAUUUAGUGAGUUAAUUGUUACCAAUGCAUUCUUAUUUAAAAAUGAAGAAUAGUUCAAUAUAUGAUAAAAGUGAUUUCAUAGAUGAAUUUGAUGAUGUUACUCUAUUAUUUGCUGACAUAAAGGGUUUUACUGAAUACUCACAUACACAAAGUCCUGAAGGUGUAGUUACAAUGUUGAGAAAUCUCUUCACUGAAUUUGAUAAACUUUGUUAAAGAUACAAUGUUUAUAAAAUGUACACAAUUGGAGAUUGCUAUGUUGUCAUGGGUUUUACAAAUAGUGCUAAAAGAAAUGUAUUAUUUCUUAUAAUUAAAAUAUUAGCCUAUUCAAGAAGCAAUAAAUACUGUAAAAAUGGGAUUCUAAAUGGUUGACAUUAUAAUGUCUGUAAGAUAGAAAAUUAAGUUUGAUAAAUUGAAUAUGAGAAUUGGUAUUCAUACUGGAUAAGUUACUGGAGGUAUCAUAGGAACUGAUAUUGUGAGAUAUGAUAUCUAUGGAAAAGAUGUUUCUAUUGCUAAUAAAAUGGAAAGUAGCGGAGUUGAAGGAAGAGUCUAAGUAUCAGAAACCACUAAAUUUAUGAUUGAACGAGCUGAAAAACAUGCUUUCAACUUUAAAUUCCAUCAUGUAAAUUAUUUUUAUAUCUAUCCUAGGAUGUUGAAUUAAAUAAAUUUAAUAUGAAUAUCAAAGGAUUUCUUGUAGAAUGGGAUAAAAGAAGAGAAGAAGCUAGUCUAGAUCAAUAAAAAUCGCCAAGUCGCCAUUAAUGA
Molecule: messenger RNA, 3491 nt
Organism: Paramecium sonneborni
Lineage: Eukaryota; Ciliophora; Oligohymenophorea; Peniculida; Parameciidae
Source: the annotation of a GenBank genome assembly